UCUCGCCCCUGGUUAGACGAAGAUAUAAUAGUGGCGACGAGGGUGGGACCCUGGUGAAUCCGCACGGCCGACAGACGCCAGGCACUUUUGGGAGCGGAAGACUUCAACAUGGCAGCGGCUGGCAAGUUCGAACCCUUCCUCGAGGACGGAGACGAGGAUUUCGAAUCGUACAUCGAGCGGUUCGAGCACUUCCUUCGGGCGACCCAGGUGAGCGACGACCUCAAGGUUUCGGUGUUGGUUACCGCUAUUGGGAAGAAAACCUAUCGCACGCUUAAAAAUCUACUAGCUCCCGCGAAGCCCGAGGAGAAAGAAUAUGCGCAACUAAUUCAAGCCCUCAAGAAGCAUUAUGCUCCGGAACCCAUGGUCAUAGCGGAACGCUUCAGAUUCAACCGCCGGUUUCAGCAGGACACAGAACCGGUGGCGGGCUUUGCUUUGGAAUUGAAGAGUUUGGCUGCCUCCUGCAAUUUCGGGGCACUUUUGGAUGAAGCUUUGCGGGACCGUUUCGUUGCCGGGCUGAAAGACGAGACAACGCAAGCAGAGCUUCUGAAGAGGGCCACACUGACGUUUGCAGAGGCGUGCGAACUAGCCCGAAGUAUUGAACUAGCCCGUUCCGAGACGAAGAAAUUCCAGCCGGAGGGGCAAGAACUGGGUGUCCACGCCGUACAACGACAAGCUCUGAGUUCAAGGUCGGGACAGCCGCGUGGAGACUACAUGGAACCCAGACCAGCGAAAGAAACAACCGGUUGGGCUUGCUACCGCUGCGGAGCCACCUCCCACACCGACGAAAGGUGCCCGUUCAGGAAAUACCGCUGCCGCGUCUGCAAACGAGUGGGCCACUUGGCAAGAGCGUGCCGAUCGUCCGCCAGCACAGCACACUAUGCGGAGGACAGUAGUGAGUACUAG
Messenger RNA from Rhipicephalus sanguineus (brown dog tick), 903 nucleotides. RefSeq lists its product as uncharacterized. The transcript is spliced from 2 exons. The record is from RefSeq and is a predicted model, not a curated record. Bases 109 to 903 code for a protein of 264 amino acids. Lineage: Eukaryota; Metazoa; Arthropoda; Arachnida; Ixodida; Ixodidae. Gene Ontology annotation, molecular function: nucleic acid binding; zinc ion binding.